ACCCGCGCGCCGGACGCGCGUCACUCGGCGGCGCGCCCGGCCCGUCCCGGCGCGGCCGUCGCGAUGAACAGCGUGGGCGAGGCGUGCACGGAGCUGAAGCGCGAGUACGACCAGUGUUUCAACCGCUGGUUCGCCGAGAAGUUCCUCAAGGGCGACAGCGCCGGCGACCCCUGCGGGCAGCUCUUCAAGCGCUACCAACUUUGCGUGCAGAAAGCAAUCAAGGAGAAGGACAUACCCAUUGAGGGCGUGGAGUUCAUGGGCCCGAGUAAAGGAAAAACGGAAAACUCCUCUUGAUGUUGGCUGUACGGGUGGAGUCACUAAUACAAGCCUUUGGACUAAGCACCAUCACCAGGUGUACCGUGGAUGCCACCUGGAGAAGACCUUUAGACCUUUGUUAACUCCCUUAUAGGAAGUGAGAAAUGUUCUCUGCUUGUGAAAACAAACAGUUAAAAGGAAAAAAAAGACUGGAUCAUGUGCUAACUGCUGCCUCCUUUCCAGUGAAAGUUGUUGGUGGUUCAGCAUCUAAUGGCUUAAAAAUCCAUGUGAACUAACUUCCUACUGAAUGUAAUGGGGGAAUGGGUUGAAGUGGGCUGAGAUAGUUUCUUUGUGGCUGAUUUCUUUUGCUUAUUUAUAUAACACUUGAAAGUGUUUAAGAAGAAUAUGGAGGGAGUUGAUAUACUUUGUGUCAUCUCUAUGCUGCUGAAUUUUGGUGAAGUUGGUUUCAUGUGAUCCUGAAAGCUGAAGGGCUUAAGCACUGUUCUGUGUCAGCAAGAGAGAUGGUUUAAAAGCACUACUGGACCUGCAACAGCUUGGCUAAAAUAAAUACAACCAGGUUAUAUUUUGUUCAAGUAGGUAA
Molecule: messenger RNA, 856 nt
Organism: Corvus hawaiiensis (hawaiian crow)
Lineage: Eukaryota; Metazoa; Chordata; Aves; Passeriformes; Corvidae
Gene: TRIAP1
Product: TP53 regulated inhibitor of apoptosis 1
Exons: 2
Coding region: 64-294 (76 amino acids)
Source: RefSeq, a predicted model, not a curated record